Molecule: messenger RNA, 3124 nt
Organism: Ostrinia furnacalis (Asian corn borer)
Lineage: Eukaryota; Metazoa; Arthropoda; Insecta; Lepidoptera; Crambidae
Product: sodium/potassium-transporting ATPase subunit alpha
Exons: 18
Coding region: 1-2961 (986 amino acids)
Biological process (GO): intracellular sodium ion homeostasis; intracellular potassium ion homeostasis; proton transmembrane transport
Cellular component (GO): plasma membrane
Molecular function (GO): ATP hydrolysis activity; ATP binding; P-type sodium:potassium-exchanging transporter activity
Source: RefSeq, a predicted model, not a curated record
AUGAACUCCAGAAGCUCAAGCUUUUCAUCCAUAUCUGAUUUAUUUCGACCCAACAAUCCUAAGGGAUUGAGGUCUCGAGACCUUAGUAGCACUCGGUUGAGUGUACUGAAAAAGGAGAUCCAAACGGACAUACAUCUUAUACCACUAAAGGAUGUUUACGAAAUUCUCGGAACUGAUCCCGUUCGAGGACUAUCAAGUGCAAGGGCUGCUGAACUGUUGAUGUACUAUGGGCAUAACUGCCUUACGCCAGCAACGCAAGACGGAUGGCCACGAGUCUUAUUUUUGUCUUUAUGUACAGGGUUUUCCGUUCUAAUAUGGUUUGGCGCACUGUUGUGCCUCCUUGCAUAUCUGAUAGAAACGUCUACGAAGGCCAAUGCUAGCAAAGACAACUUGUAUUUGGGAUGUGUGCUCAUUGGAGUUGAUGUUGUUUGUGGACUCUUCAGUUUUUACCAAAGUUUUAAGAGUACGAAGAUAAUGAAAACUUUCAAUAGCAUGAUACCGGAGUAUGCAUCUUGCGUUCGAAAUGGGGUUCUGAACUCCAACACGCUUGUCCGAAAUCUUGUGAAAGGCGACAUCGUUCAUGUGAAGGCUGGAGACGUGGUCCCAGCAGACAUCCGCAUUAUUGAUAGCAAAGGGUUCAAAGUGGAUAACUCUUCCUUGACGGGAGAAAGCGUGGCUGUUUCCCGAGGAAACCUGGAAGGAACUGCAAAUAUACUCGAAUCGCCUAACGUAGCAUUUUUCUCCACCCUCUGCGUUGAAGGAUGGGCUUCAGGUGUCGUUAUGUGCUGCGGGGAUCUCACAGCCCUAGGUCGCGUCGCGGGACUCGCGGCCCGCCUGCGUCCCGCGCCAUCCCCGCUGUCCCGGGAAAUAUCCCGGUUCAUGCGCUACGUGUCAGUGUGGGCUCUGAGCCUAGGAGUAUUCAUAGCUGCAGCCUCGCUUGCCCUGGGCUACCCGUUUAUGCAAACCACGGUAUUUGUCAUCGGAAUGAUCGUCGCUAACGUGCCUGAAGGUCUUCAACCCACAAUCACAGCAUCGCUUACGCUGACAGCUCAGCACAUGAUCAAGAAGAACUGCCUCAUCAAGAAUCUGGAAGCGAUCGAGGCUCUGGGCGCGUGCACCACAAUUUGCUCUGACAAAACCGGCACGCUCACUGAAAACAAAAUGUGUGUUCAACAUGUUUGGAUGGCCAACAAAACUUAUUCCGUGACAGAUUCACAAUUCCUAAAUAUCGUGAAAAAUAACCAAGCGUUUAACGCGUUAAAACUAUGUGGUGCUUUAUGCAGCACUGCAAAACUCAAUAUUGAAGGUGUAUCAGGCGAUGCUUCUGAAACCGCCAUUUUAAAGUUUUUGAGCAAGUACGAUGACUUGAUUGCAAUAAGAAAUAAGUAUCCUAAGGUCGCUGAAAUUCCUUUUAACUCAGUGAACAAAUAUCAACUCAGUAUACAUCUAGAUACUAAUGUUUCACGGUACAUAGUAGUUAUGAAAGGCGCACCCGAAUGUAUUUUCGAACGCUGCACGACUCUAGCUUUAGAAAACAAUAAUAUUAGUUUGACGAAAGAAAUCAGAGUGGCCGCUGAAAAGGCCAGCGAUGUUCUAGCAAAUACGGGAGAAAGAAUUUUAGCUUUCGCCGAUUUGUAUCUUGACCCCAAGGAAUUUCCCUUGAAAUAUCCAUUUGAUACUGAAGAAAUUAAUUUCCCUAUGCAAAACCUAAGAUUUUUGGGAGUUAUGGGACUGAUGGAUCCACCAAGAGAAGAGGUGCGCAAUUCAAUACAAAGGGUAAGAGAAGCGGGUGUCCGUGUGAUGAUGGUGACGGGCGACCACCCUUCCACCGCCCGCGCAAUCGCAUUAGAAGUCGGCAUCGCCACUUCACCCAAAUGUCGUGUACUAACCGGCUCUGAACUCCGGAAUAUGACUCCAGACUUGCUUAAUUGGACACUUGAGAAGCAUUAUGAAAUAGUAUUCGCUAGAACAUCUCCAACUCAAAAGCUGCAAAUUGUGGAAGCGUGCCAACGCGGCGGGGGAGUGGUGGCGGUGACCGGCGACGGCGUUAACGAUGCGCCUGCGCUGCGCCGCGCUGACAUCGGCAUCUCUAUGGGCAUCACUGGUUCUCAAGUUUCCAAACAGACCGCAGAUAUCAUUCUUUUGGAUGACAACUUCGCAACAAUAGUUGUAGGGAUAGAGGAAGGUCGAAAAAUAUUUGAUAAUCUUAAGAAAUCCGUCUGUUACAUCCUAAUAUCGAACGUACCUGAAAUUCUUCCAGUAUUAAUGUUUAUCUUGUUCUCCAUUCCUCUGCCACUAGGUGUAAUGACGAUUCUCUGCAUAGACUUGGGCACGGACAUGUGGCCUGCUGUAGCUCUGUCUCACGAAAAAGCGGAAUCCGAUGUAAUGGCGCGUCCACCUCGCACCGACGACCCACUGGUGUCCUGCCGAAUGCUCACGCUCGUGUAUGGGCAUCUGGGCCUGGUAGAGUUCGCCGCUGGAAUGUUCGCCUACUUCAUAGUCAUGGCUGAACAUGGGUUCUAUCCUCCGCAGUUAUUCGGUAUAAGACGAAGAUGGGACAACGAAGCAGUGACAGACGUCCAAGACUCCCUGGGCCAAGAGUGGACGUACGCUGAGCGCAAAGAGCUGGAGCGAGCGUGUCAGGCGGCUUACUUCGUGGCCGUGGUCGUCACGCAAAUGAUGAACGGCAUCAUCUGCAAGACUCGAUUCAAUUCGCUCUUCCAUGUUGGAAUGAAGAAUCACGUCCUGAAUGCUGGCCUGAUAUUCGAACUCAUAUUAUCUAGUGUUAUAUGUUACGUACCAAGUGUUAAUGUGUUCUUCCGGACGUAUCCAUUAAAAUGGAGAUGGUGGUUCCUAGCUUUACCAUUUUCAGCCUUCAUGUUUGCGUUUGACGAGUUCAGAAAAUAUUGCAUUCGCAGGAAAUUAUUUAAAGGCUGGUACAAUGAUCUAACCUAUUAUUAAACAUAAUUAAGUAUACCUACUAGGUAAAGGAUUGUUUAAUAAAAAACUGGAAUCCAUAUUGAUAUUUAUUUCCACAUAACUUUGUUCCCACAUAAACCACAAUCCAUUAACAAUCAUAUUAAGUCAAUAAUUUAAAUGAGCAAAAACGCAACACUCAGGUCAC